Hordeum vulgare subsp. vulgare (domesticated barley) is the source of this 1219-nucleotide messenger RNA. RefSeq names its product putative DNA glycosylase At3g47830. Gene Ontology annotation, biological process: base-excision repair. The record is from RefSeq and is a predicted model, not a curated record. The coding region runs from base 75 to 905 and encodes 276 amino acids. Gene Ontology annotation, molecular function: catalytic activity. Lineage: Eukaryota; Viridiplantae; Streptophyta; Magnoliopsida; Poales; Poaceae. The transcript is spliced from 5 exons.
CACGCACGUCCCACUUGCCCUUCCCCACCACCCGCAUCGCCGGCGACCGCUGCCUCCAGGACGCAGCCGACAAGAUGACCCGGAAGCCCAGGCGGAAGCUGCCGGCCUCGCCGUCGAGGCGCGACUCUCCUCUGGAGCCCUACCAUGGCCACGCCCCCCCCUCCGCCGCGCAAUGCCUGGCCGUCCGCGACGCCCUCCUCGCCUUCCACGGCUUCCCGGACGAGUUCGCGCCCUUCCGCCUCCUCCGCCUCGGCCUCUCGCCGGAGGACGAGGGCGACCAGCCGGCCCCGCGUCCGACCGUCCUCGACGGGCUCGUCACCACCCUCCUCUCGCAGAACACCACGGACGCCAUCUCCCGCCGCGCAUUCGCCUCCCUCAAGGCCGCCUUCCCCUCCUGGGACCAGGUGGUGGACGAGGAGGGGAUGGGGCUGGAGGACGCCAUCCGGUGUGGGGGCCUGGCGGCGACGAAGGCGGCGAGGAUCCGGGCGAUGCUGAGGGGCGUGAGGGAGAAGAGGGGCGCGAUUUGCCUUGAGUACCUGCGGGAUCUGUCCGUCGAUGAGGUGAAGAGGGAGCUCUCGCAGUUCAAAGGGAUUGGGCCCAAGACUGUGGCAUGUGUCCUGAUGUUCUAUCUUCAGAAGGACGACUUUCCAGUAGAUACUCAUGUACUCCGCAUUACAAAGGCUCUUGGUUGGGUUCCUCCAACAGCUACUAGAGAGAAGGCAUACAUUCAUAUGAAUAAUAAGAUUCCUGAUGAUUUGAAGUUUGACUUGAAUUGUCUAUUUGUUACUCAUGGGAAGCUUUGUCAAUCAUGUACGAUAAAGUUAGGAGUCCAGAAACCCAAGGAUGUCAAGGCUGUUUGUCCCUUAGCAAGCUACUGUUGUAUCAAAGAAGAAAAUCAGGAAUAGCCAAGGAAAUGGUAUUGCCAGAAGAGGUCGUAACCUCCCAACAACUUAACAGCACUAAUGGUAGGAAGAAUUAUGGGCAGUGGUGCCUUGCACUGCAUACAUGUAUGGCGAUUUCAGGUUCCCAUCUUGUAUUGUUGUUAGGGGGCUUCAAGCUGUAUGUUUUCAUUUCAGGCUAGAUUCCAUAUUUGUGAACUCAUUCUAGUACCUACUAGCAGUAAGGAAGUUUUAAGGGGAAGCUGAAGGAUGUGAUAUAUUGACUUGCUGAAAGUGUCAUUUGUUAGUGGUUACACCGGUGAAGAAUACCGAUUGCCGAA